Molecule: messenger RNA, 13427 nt
Organism: Helicoverpa armigera (cotton bollworm)
Lineage: Eukaryota; Metazoa; Arthropoda; Insecta; Lepidoptera; Noctuidae
Gene: Sdb
Product: titin
Exons: 4
Coding region: 428-13183 (4251 amino acids)
Cellular component (GO): centriole; cytoskeleton; sperm flagellum
Molecular function (GO): microtubule binding
Source: RefSeq, a predicted model, not a curated record
UGUGUGUACACUAACAGCGCAGUGUUGUGACUAAGGUUCGUGAUUAAGUAAGCAAUGAGUUCAGCGGCUUUUACACCAUUUUUGGUAUGAGUCCAACAGUGGGAUGUGAGCACAGCUUACGUGUCGCAAAGUGCCCACCAGAGUGGGCGCGAUGGCGCGGCAUCAAGGUGUGAGGGGCGCCGGCGCAGACUCACAAUUCUCACAAAAGUCACAAACCGUGAGUCAGUUGCGAGAAGCGCGCGCGCACUCUGCGACACACGAUACGAACGACUCUCGCGACCAUUAUUUACUUUGUACAUGGCAAUUGUUUGACGAUAUUAUAUUAUGUGAUAAGUUUUUAUUUAAAAUUAUUUAUACGUGGUUAUUUAAGAAUCUCCUAUAUCAAAUAAAUAUAUAAAGUUUUAUGUUAUAAAAUCGUGGGACCAAAAUGACGAUAAAAAAUAAAAAGACUAAGCAAUCAAAAACUUCAGAAGUGACUUCUUCUGGUAGUGCAUCGACUAGUGUCCAGAAGACAAGUUCAACCACUUCGGUGCAGAGCAGCAGUAACACACUGCAGAAGGUCAGCUCGUCUGGUAAGAAGGUCCGCUAUAUCGAGGUAAAGGUCGAGGAAGAUGACCCACUUAUGAUAACCGACAUUUCCGAUCACACUUCGAUCGCCGGCUCUACCAUAUCGGAGCACUACAACAGUCACCCGCACUACAUCAUAACCGAAGCUCCUUCUAUUAGUGACUUGUCUCAAACACGAUCACUGGAACAUCACGUAAGUGAUAUGGCACAGUCAACUACUGGUGAAUACGUAUCUAGUUCGGUGCUACAGGAAUCUUCCUCGUCGCACCAACAGAAUUCUAAAUCGGAAACAUUCCAGACAUCAUCGACUUCUGUGCAGCAGUCGGGUUCUAGUCAUAGCCAAUCAUUUGACAGAACUACUGAUUCUUCUGCUCCUAAUCAAACUCUUAAUACCGGCUUCAUUGACAACUCGUCGUCUAACGUUUCUUCUUCUAACACAUAUUUGAAACGAUCUCAAAAUGCAAACGCUACUGAUUCCUUUCUUCAGUCAGAGCGCCAGAGUUUAGUGAAUCAAACGUCAACAUCUAGCUCAAAAGAUCACCAAAAUAUUAAACAAGGCGACCGCGUAACUUAUCGCAACUCUCCUGAACCGUCACAGAGAAAACAAACUGUUCGUUCUGAUUCAUCAAACUUUUAUGGAGGCGAAGGCAGCUUGGACAAAAGAGGAAAUGUCAAAGAAUAUAGCAGCACUUCACAAACAAGUGAAACUAAAAGUAGCAACAUCACGAAGUCUUCCUCGUCCUCGUAUGUCGUCGAAAUUGUUGACGGCAAAGAACGAAUCAUUGAUAGUUCUAAGAGGGAGUGGGGUGAUGCUCAAGAACAUGCAUCAAAGGAAGCUUAUGCAAGCAUUAGUGGCACUGAUAUAAAACCACAGUCAGCUCACAGCAUCCAGAACUAUGAUAUGAAAUCAAAUUUCGACACAGGCAAGGACGGGAAAAAACCAACCAGUGAAAUGAUUGUUAAGGAAGACUCUAAAUUCAUUAAAGAUGGCAAUCAAAUGACCUCGCAUUCCAGUGUCAUCACAGAGAAAGAUAACGUUGCUAAGCAUCAACAAUAUAUCACAAACCGCGAGCACUUAACAGCUGAUCAACAACAUCUGCUUAACCGCGAUCAACAGUAUAUAACUCAUCACGAUAAUGUGGCGUCGAACCAACAACAAAACACAACUCGACAACAACUGACAUCUGAUCAACAGUACACAACACGUGAUCACACUACGACUGAUGAACAGUACACAACUCGUGAAUAUUUAACAUCCGAUCAGAGAACAACAUCCACUAAAGAUGAUCGUUAUCAGUCAAGGAACGUUUCUGACAACACUAAUAUAAUCCGGAAAGAUGUUGAUAAUGUCACAAUCAAUAAAGGUACAACUGACGAUCGACGGCGCAAUAUGAAUCAAACGGAUUCAUCCAACUUUUAUGGCUACGACACCACCAUUCAAAAUGAACUAAACAAAGUGGGUAAAAUAUUACAAGUGCCUAAUACAGAAAACAUAAACUUUUCUACAAAAAUAAUGAAGAGUAACACAAGCAGUGCUCAGCAAGCUUCUACUUCCUCUUACGUUGUUGAAAUUGUUGAUGGUAAAGAGCGAAUCGUAGACACCUCUCACAGAGAAUGGGGAGAUAAUAAAGAACAUUCUACUUACGAGAAAAGUCACAAUGUAAGUGGUACAGGGAUGAAACCUGAGCAUGAGUAUACGAGACACGUCCUUGACAAAGAAUCUCACUAUGACACUGGUAAAGAUGGUAUACCAAAAAGUUCCUUACAAGUAUCAGAAGAAUCGGCUUUGUAUAAGAAUGGGAAAGAAAUAGCCUCGACUAGCAACCGGUACGGUGGUGAUUUUACUAAGAAAAAAGCAAUUACUGAAUAUGUCCCCGAUGACAGAGAUGAUGUGCAUAAUAAACGUAUUCAUGACACGACUGAUAAAGAUAUUCAUACUACGACUCAUAAGACCUUGUCAACUGACACUCAGUCCCACACAACAGAUAUUAGGGAUGUGAAAGACACUGUUGACUUUGUGACUACCGAGAAAGAAAACUUAACAAAAGAAUCCACAUCUACCACCACUUCUCAAUCGAAAGAUACUUUGACUACUUAUGAGAGGAGCACCGGGACAUGGAAUGGAAAGUUUGUGUAUGAAAAAGAUGAUGACAGGCCCAAAAGACCGAAGGAAAUGUCGCCGUUCGGAAGACCUGAACAACCGAGACAUCACUUAAAGCGACAAGAUACAGAAGAAAACAUAAUUUUGUCAUCAAGAGAUAUAAAAGAUUUUACAUCAAUUAGUGAUCUGCGAAAGAUUAUUGAAACCUCAAAGUUUAACAAGGAUGUACGAGUAAGCAACAAAAAUAUAGUUAUUAACAGAAACAUUGAUGACCGUAUCCUGAAGGAAAUAAUCGAGACUGUUAAGAAGUAUCCAUUUAAAAGGAUCGAAAAAGUGACAUUGGGAACUAAAAUUAAUGAAGAUGUAAAAGAUCUUUAUGAAGGAAUUGAUACAGAGGAAACUACUGUAUUGACAUCCACUACUGGCGAAACAACCAGAAAAGCUUUUGAAGUAGAAAAGAAUAGAAGUCAAAUUGAAGUUACUCGUUAUAUCACUGAGAAUGGCAUUACAAGAAAAAUUACGACCUAUGAGGAUGCUAAAGAGGACGACAAGAUCAGAACGGACGUCUACGUCGACAAGAGCGCGUUAGACUUCAAAAACUUGCGCGAUGUCCAAACGACCGAAGACGUUAUUCGAGAAUACGACGUGGUGGACCGUGCUAUCACGGACACCACGAGGGAGGAUACCACCAUCAGCACCGUCUACGAUGAGAAGAUCACUGAUGACAGGACCACAAUGCGAGACGACAGGACUACGAUCGAAGAGACCGUCAUCAUUGACGAGACCAGGCCAAGAGGAGGCCCCAAGAAACCGGAAAAGAUUGUCACUAAGGAACAGUGCAUCUGCGAAAUCUGCACUUGUGGGCGUCAUCGCUGCCCACACAACGAUGUCCCGGAGCCAUUGUUCGAUGUGGAGCACACGACGAGCGUGGUCUCCGCGUACAAGCGCGACUACGACGAGAAACACGUGACCCGCACCACCGCUGUCCACCACGAGGAUCACCUUCGUCUUGAAGGCGACUUCCAGGAGCCAGAGCGUCCACAGUGGCAACCCGCUGAGCGACCCAAACAAAGGAAACCUGAAGAUAAUCUUAAGCCUGAAGGCGACUUCGAGCGAAGGCAACCUGAUGAAUGGCGUCCUGGUGAGAGGGCUCCCGUAAGGAAACCAGAAGAUAACCUACGUCCUGAAGGAGAUUUUGAAAGACACAAACCCGAAGAAUGGCGUCCUGGUGACCGAGCACCUGUCCGCAGGCCCCAUGACAACUUGCGACCAGAAGGGGAAUUCACUACUCCCGAAAAAGAACCCUGGAGACCGGCUGAGAGGGAAAAGCCUAAGAAGCCAGAAGAUAAUUUAAAACCUGAAGGUGAAUUUGAGAGACGCAAGCCUGAAGAUUGGCGUCCUGGUGACAGAGCUCCCACUCGCCGUCCGGAAGAUAACUUAAAGCCAGAAGGUGAAUUUGAGAAACGUCAACCAGAAGACUGGCGGCCAGGUGACAGAGCUCCUGUGCGACGGCCCGAGGAUAAUUUACGCCCCGAAGGAGAUUUCGAGAAACGCCGACCAGAAGAGUGGAAACCAGGUGAAAGGGCACCAGUGAAGCGCCCAGAAGAUAAUUUGAGACCUGAAGGCGAUUUUGAGAAGAGAAGACCAGAGGAGUGGCGUCCCGGAGACAGAGCGCCUGUUCGACGACCUGACGACAACUUGCGACCUGAGGGUGAUUUCACAACACCAGAAAAGGAGCGUUGGCAACCAGCAGAGCGUCCCCAGCAAAAGAAACCACAAGAUAAUCUUAAACCAGAAGGUGAUUUUGAACAACCGAAACACGAUGAGUGGCGCCCAGCAGAACGUGUCACUCAAAAGAAGCCCAAGGAUAACUUAAGACCUGAAGGUGAAUUUGAGCAACCGAAACAAGAUGAAUGGCGUCCAGCUGAAAGACCAACAGCUACAAAACCGAAAGAUAAUUUAAGACCAGAAGGUGAUUUUGAACAGCCGAAGCAGGAUGACUGGCGUCCAGCAGAACGCGUAACCCAGAAACGCCCUCAAGACAAUCUUAAACCAGAAGGUGACUUCGAGCAGCCAAAACAAGAUAAAUGGCGUCCAGCGGAACGUGUCACUCAGAAAAAACCCCAAGACAACUUAAAACCAGAAGGGGACUUUGAGCAGCCGAAACAUGAUGAAUGGCGCCCUGCAGAAAGAGUUGUUCAGAAGAGACCUCAAGACAACCUUAAACCAGAAGGUGAUUUUGAACAGCCAAAACACGACGAAUGGCGUCCAGCUGAACGGCCUAAGCAAAAGAAACCCCAAGAUAACCUUAAACCAGAGGGUGAUUUCGAACAACCAAAACAUGAUGAAUGGCGUCCUGCAGAACGACCCAAACAAAAGAAACCCCAAGACAACCUCAGACCAGAGGGUGAUUUUGAGCAGCCAAAACAUGAUGAGUGGCGUCCAGCAGAACGUGUUACUCAAAAGAAACCACAAGAUAAUCUUAAACCUGAAGGGGACUUUGAACAGCCAAAACACGAUGAGUGGCGCCCAGCAGAACGCGUCACACAGAAAAAGCCUAAAGAUAAUCUUAAACCAGAAGGAGAAUUUGAGCAGCCAAAACACGACGAGUGGCGUCCGGCUGAAAAACAAACACCCACAAAACCUAAGGACAAUUUGCGGCCAGAAGGAGAUUUCGAACAGCCAAAACAUGACGAAUGGCGGCCUGCUGAACGUGUUACCCAAAAGCGACCACAAGAUAAUCUUAAACCCGAAGGUGACUUCACAACGCCUAAAAAAGAUGAAUGGAAGCCGGCUGAGAGACCACAACAGAAGAAGCCUACAGAUAAUUUGAAACCAGAGGGUGACUUCGCUAAGCGACAGCCCGAUGAGUUUGUUCCAGCAGAAAAAGCGGUAGUGAAGAAACCUGAAGAUAACUUGCGGCCUGAAGGUGAUUUUACGACAACACGUACCAUAACGGAAGAUUACAAAGUGGUACGAGGGGAACGAGCUGAAAUCAUCCGACGAACUGACAACAUUAUCACAGAAGGAGAGUUUACAGAUACUACUACUUCACGUACGGAGUAUACUGUGAAACCUGUGGAAAGGCCGAAACCAGUACGCCGUAAUACAUGGACAAAGAUAGAAGGAGACAUGACCACAGAAACGACAUCACAUUCAGAAUUUGUUGACUACACUGAUACUGUAGAAAGAACAACACUGGUUGCGAAGAGAACCGAUAAUUUAAUACGAGAGGGUGAAAUAGAAUUUGUUACAUCCAACCAAAAAGACUACACAGAAAAAGUAACACCUGUUGAGCGACCCAAGCGUAGGCGCACGUGGACAAAGGAGGACUUCGAAAAGUUUUAUUCAACGGAGGAGCUCGAAAAAAUUACUACUUCACAGGAGGAAUACAAGACAUACGAAGAAAUCGAUGUAAGGCAGCAGAGAAUUAUAAGACAUGAUAAUUUGCAUAUGGAAGGUACAUUUGAUAGUCUUACUGUGUCUCAUGAUACUUACGGGCCAAAACAUUCUGAGAGACCUAAGCAAAAGAAGCCAAUUGACAAUUUAAAACCCGAAGGUGAGUUUGAGCAGCCGAAACAGGAUGAGUGGCGACCAGCAGAGCGUGUAACACAGAAGAAACCCAAAGACAAUUUGAAACCCGAAGGUGACUUCGAACAGCCAAAACAUGAAGAAUGGCGUCCCGCAGAGCGUGUCACACAAAAGAAACCGCAGGACAAUCUUAGGCCUGAAGGAGAAUUUGAGCAGCCCAAGCAUGAUGAAUGGCGUCCAGCUGAAAGACAAACCCCAACCAAACCUAAGGAUAAUUUGAAACCAGAGGGUGACUUUGAACAACCAAAACACGAUGAAUGGCGUCCGGCAGAGCGUGUAACUCAAAAGAGACCCCAAGAUAACCUUAAACCAGAGGGUGACUUUGAACAACCGAAGCAUGACGAAUGGCGUCCCGCAGAGCGUGUUACGCAGAAAAAGCCCAAGGAUAACCUUAAACCUGAAGGCGAAUUCGAACAGCAGAAACCAGAUGAGUGGCGCCCAGCCGAAAGGCAAACACCGAAGAAACCAAAAGAUAACCUACGCCCCGAGGGUGAAUUUGAAACUCCUAAACAAGAUGAAUGGCGUCCUGCUGAACGUGUCACACAAAAGAAACCUAAAGAUAACCUUAAGCCCGAAGGUGAAUUUGAACAACCCAAACAUGACGAAUGGCGGCCUGCUGAAAGACAAACACCGUCUAAACCAAAGGACAACUUAAAGCCUGAAGGUGAAUUCGAACAACCGAAACACGACGAGUGGCGUCCCGCAGAACGUGUAACUCAGAAAAAGCCUAAGGAUAACCUUAAACCUGAAGGUGAAUUCGAAAAACCAAAACACGACGAAUGGCGUCCCGCUGAAAGGCAAACACCCACUAAACCGAAAGACAACCUUAAGCCUGAAGGUGACUUUGAACAACCGAAACACGAUGAAUGGCGUCCAGCUGAACGCGUCACUCAAAAGAAGCCCCAAGAUAAUCUUAAGCCAGAGGGUGACUUUGAACAACCAAAGCACGACGAAUGGCGUCCUGCAGAACGUGUCACGCAAAAGAAACCUAAAGAUAAUCUCAAACCUGAAGGUGAAUUUGAGCAACCCAAACACGACGAGUGGCGUCCGGCUGAAAGACAAACACCUUCCAAACCCAAGGACAACUUGAAACCAGAAGGUGACUUUGAGCAGCCUAAGCAUGACGAGUGGCGUCCAGCAGAGCGCGUAACCCAAAAGAAGCCUCAAGAUAACCUUAAACCAGAGGGUGACUUUGAACAACCGAAGCAUGAUGAAUGGCGUCCCGCAGAGCGUGUUACGCAGAAAAGGCCCAAGGAUAACCUUAAACCUGAAGGCGAAUUCGAACAGCAGAAACCAGAUGAGUGGCGCCCAGCCGAAAGGCAAACACCGAAGAAACCAAAAGAUAACCUACGCCCCGAGGGUGAAUUUGAAACUCCCAAACAAGAUGAAUGGCGUCCUGCUGAACGUGUCACACAAAAGAAACCUAAGGAUAACCUUAAGCCUGAAGGUGAAUUUGAGCAGCCGAAGCAUGAAGAAUGGCGUCCCGCUGAAAGACCGGUCCAAAAGAAACCACAAGAUAACCUGAAACCUGAAGGAGAGUUUGAACAACCUAAGCAUGACAAGUGGCAACCCGCAGAAAGGCAGACGCCUACAAAACCAAAAGACAACUUACGGCCUGAAGGUGAGUUUGAGACUCCUAAACACGAUGAAUGGCGUCCUGCUGAACGAGUCACUCAAAAGAAACCUAAGGAUAACCUUAAGCCCGAAGGUGAUUUCGAACAGCCGAAACACGAUGAAUGGCGUCCCGCAGAACGUGUUACGCAGAAGAAGCCCAAGGAUAACCUCAAACCCGAAGGUGAAUUUGAGCAACCCAAACACGACGAGUGGCGACCGGCUGAAAGACAAACGCCUACUAAACCUAAGGACAACCUAAAACCUGAAGGUGACUUUGAGCAGCCUAAGCAUGACGAGUGGCGUCCAGCCGAGCGCGUAACCCAAAAGAAGCCUAAGGACAACCUUAAGCCAGAAGGUGAAUUUGAACAACCGAAACACGAUGAAUGGCGCCCGGCUGAAAGACAAACGCCAAGGAAACCAAAGGAUAACUUACAUCCUGAAGGUGAAUUCGAAACACCCAAGCAUGAUGAAUGGCGCCCUGCUGAACGUGUCACGCAAAAGAAACCUAAAGAUAAUCUCAAACCUGAAGGUGAAUUUGAACAACCCAAACAUGAUGAGUGGCGACCCGCUGAAAGACCAGUCCAAAAGAAACCACAAGAUAACCUGAAGCCUGAAGGAGAGUUCGAACAGCCUAAGCAUGAUAAGUGGCGACCUGCUGAACGACAGACGCCUACCAAGCCGAAAGAUAAUUUACGGCCUGAAGGAGAUUUUGAAACUCCUAAGCAAGAGGAAUGGCGGCCAGCUGAACGAGUCACACAAAAGAAACCUAAAGAUAAUCUUAAGCCUGAGGGUGAAUUUGAACAACCGAAGCACGAUGAAUGGCGUCCCGCUGAGAGGCAAACACCUAAGAAGCCUAAAGAUAAUUUGAAACCUGAAGGUGAAUUUGACACUCCUAAACAUGACGAAUGGCGCCCAGCUGAAAGAGUAACUCAAAAACGGCCAAAGGAUAAUUUGAAGCCUGAAGGAGAGUUUGAACAACCGAAGCAUGAUGAAUGGCGUCCUGCUGAACGUCAAACACCUAAGAAACCUCAGGAUAAUCUACGUCCAGAGGGUGAAUUUGAGACGCCUAAACCCGACAAGUGGCGUCCUGCUGAGAGACCAACCCAAAAGAAGCCACAAGAUAAUCUCAAACCAGAAGGUGAAUUUGAGCAACAUAAGCCUGACGAAUGGCGACCAGCAGAGAGGCCUAUUCAAAAGAAGCCUAAAGACAACUUAAAACCAGAGGGUGAUUUCGAGAAACCCAAACAUGACGAGUGGAGACCUGCUGAAAGGCAGACGCCUAAAAAACCACAAGACAACUUGAGACCUGAAGGUAAAUUUGAAACUCCCAAACAGGAUGACUGGCGUCCCGCUGAAAGACCUGAAGUCAAAAAACCUAAAGACAAUUUGAAACCAGAAGGAGAAUUUGAGAAACCCAAAAAGGAUAAAUGGGAACCAGCUGAAAGGCAAACUCCGAAAAAGCCACAAGAUAAUCUUAAGCCCGAAGGAAAGUUUGAGCGACCCGAAAAACCAAAACAUGUUACCGGUGAAAGACCAGUGCAGAAGAAGCCAGAAGAUAACCUUAAACCUGAAGGAGAUAUGGACGUCGUUCGAAGAACAGAUUAUACAGCUACUCGAGGAGAUCGCGUUGACGUCGUUAAGCACGAAGAUCAUCUUAGAAUGGAAGGAACCAUCGAUAUUCAUCGCUCUAGAGAUGAUUAUAAACGUAUCGAGAAAACGGAGAAAGUUGUUAUACAAAGACACGAAGACAACUUGAGAACUGAAGGUGAAUUCAUUGAUCUUACAGUUCGUAAUGAUUACAGUGCUACUAAAGGUGAAAGGGCACCUGUUGUAAGACCACAGGAUAACCUUAAACCGGACGGCAAAUUUUACAAGCCAGAAGUGGUUCCAUCUCAACCAGCUGAAAAACGUAAGCCUUUUAAGCAGGUUGACAAUAUUACCAUUGAGAGGGAUGUUGAUCUACGACAGAGGCAAAAAAUUGAACGACUUGAUAUCAUUAGAAGAGAAGAUAACCUUAAGAUUGAAGGUGAAUUUAUAGACAUGAAACAAAAAACAGAUUACACUAAAGUCACCGGUGAACGCGCUGCUAUCGUGAAACAUGAAGAUAAUUUAAAAAUGGAAGGAACUAUGGAAAAUAUCCGAUCAUCCGACACAUAUCGUGUUGUUAAAGGUCAACGAGUCAAACUUACUCGCAGAGAAGAUAAUCUGAAAAUCGAAGGAGUAUUUGAAGAUCAUACUCGCAGAGAUGAUUACAAGGUAACUAAAGGAGAACGAUCAGCUAUAGUAUAUCAUCGAGAUAACUUAAAACCCGAGGGUGAGUUUGAAAAACGGCCAAGGGAAGAGUUGGAACCUGGUGAAAGACGAACACCGCUUAAGCAACCAGAUCAUUUAAGACCUGAGGGCGAUUUCGACAGGCCUUCAAGACCAAAAUGGGAAACAACAGAACGACCAGAUAUCAUUAAACACCCAGAUAAUCUACGCCCUGAAGGUGAUUUCCCGAGCCGACCCAAAACUCAAUGGCAGAAAGGAGAAACGCCAGAACAAGUUCGACCGAAAGAUAACUUGAAACCCGAAGGCGAUUUCGAUAGACCUUCAAGGCCAAAAUGGGAGACAUCAGAAAGACCUGAACAGGUACGACCUAAGGACAAUUUGCAUCCUGAAGGCGAAUUUACAGACAGGCCGAAAACUAAAUGGCAACCUGGAGAAACACCAAGUCAAGUUCGUCCUAAGGAUAAUUUGAGACCUGAAGGCGAUAUGGAAUCACGUACCCCGAAAAAAUGGGCUCCGGGUGAAACACCUGCACAAGUUCGUCCAAAAGAUAAUUUGAAACCAGAGGGUGAUUUUGACAGACCUUCAAAACCAACUUGGGCAUCUGCAGACAGACCAGACCAGGUCAGGCCAAAGGAUAACUUACGUCCUGAAGGCGAUUUUACUGAUAGACCAAAGACCCAUUGGCAACCUGGAGAAACACCAAGUCAAGUACGUCCGAAAGAUAACCUAAAACCGGAAGGCAGCAUGGAUUCACGAACUCCUACUAAAUGGGCACCGGGUGAAACACCAGCUCAAGUUAGACCUAGAGAUAACUUGAAGCCAGAAGGUGAGUUUGAUCGACCUUCAAAACCGAAGUGGACAUCUGGUGAUAGGCCGGACCAGGUGAGGCCGAGGGACAACUUACGCCCUGAAGGAGAAUUUACUGACAGGCCAAAGACUCAAUGGCAACCUGGAGAAACACCUUCACAAGUUCGUCCUAAAGACAAUUUACAUCCGGAGGGUGAUAUGGUUUCAAGGACGCCAUCUAAGUGGGCACCUGGAGAAACACCCUCACAAGUUCGUCCGAAAGACAACUUAAAACCUGAAGGUGACUUUGAACGACCUGGGCCUAACCAAUGGCGCCCUGCAGACAAGUCUGGGCCUAUAAAACCAAAAGACAACCUUUACACAAAUGGAGACAUCACUAAGCAUGACACUAGCAAAACGCUAUCAAGUGAGACGUCAAAGAAGUCUGUAGUAUCAAAGUCUGUUAUUGGACAAGAUGAUCAUGACAUCAAAUCUCAAACUACUUCACGUCACGAUACCCAAGUUCAUCGCGAUAAUCAGACUCAUACAUCCCAUCGGGAGACCCACGUUAAGCACUCACACGUUACUACUGAUCAUUCUACUUCUAAACAUUUUCAAUCCGGAACACACGGCAAACAUAUAACAACACACGAUGCUGUUGAUCACACUGGAACCCAAAAGCAUGUAGAACGAGUUCCGUCACAAGAAAGUGUUACUGAUAGGAACAAGGUAGUGGGUGUUACAGAUCGUUCUGUUUCUCGCAGCAGUACAGACAGGACAAUAGUAAACAGAAGUGACACCAAAAACGUAAAAACCGUCACUACAACCACUACGAAAACUAUUAAGCAAAUAUCAGAAAAGAAACUAAGGGGUGGUAAGUGGGUGACAGUCACACGAAAUGUUGAAGUGGAUGUGACUGAUGAUUCCGGAAAAUACGCUCCCCAGCAGUCUACUCCAAAGAGAGAACCAGACGAUCGUACGAACCGCCCACGACAUGUUGAAGGAGAUAAUACUCAAAGAAUCGUUUCAUCUUCAAGUAAUCAAGCUAUCCAUACAACACAUGGAGGAAAAGGAACUACUAUUAUUGAUCAGCAACACUCAAGAACGAACCAGCAAUAUAUUGAUAACACACAACGCAUACAUUCGUCACAGCAAUCUGUAACUUCAUCGACCUCAAGUCAAAAUGUAACUUCCAAUCAACAUCAUUCACAGAGGACCACAGGCAGUUCCAACAUAAUUCGAGACGUACAUUCAGGACAAAAUGUUACAAAAUCUACCCAGCAAACAACUAGUGAUGGACAUGUUAUCAGGGGUGGAGAUACAACUCAAAGAAUUGUCUCCUCUGAUUAUAAUGGCAAACAGCCUAAUCAAGGUCAUGUAUCUGAAAGCCAUAUUCAACGAAAUGUAAGCUCAUCGACACAAGUACAUAAAGGAAGUCAUUCGGAGCAACACAUUUCGAGGUCGACCCACCAUUCGACCAACAGAAACCAAUUGAGUGACAGCGUAACAAAGACGAGCAUUGAAUUCCAAAGAGCUAUGCACGGCGGUGGUGGCAACGAUCCUCCAGCCAGCGCUAUAGAUAGCUCCUCACGUAGUGGUCAUCAUAAACGUACAUCAGAUUUGGUCUCAGACUCAUCUUCUUCAAAUUCAAUACUGCAUCGUAAGGGCGUUCAUUCAAACACUGAAGCUCAUCAUUCGAUUAGCUCUACGGCUGCUGCUCAGAGAAAGAGCAUUGGAAAUCUUUCAGAGCGUGGUGAAUACAUCAGCAACUCCACGCACAGCACGGACAGAAAAAGCAUCAGUUCCAUGCAUAGAUCUACCAGAGACAACAUGGCUGUUAUUUCUCAGCACGAGAGUACCGAUUCUCGCCGUAACCAAACAAGAAGAGAUGGCCAGUCCACACUAACAACUGAACGCCAGCCUACACGAGUUGUUAGAGACAACCUCAGAGUCGGUGGUGACUUUUAUGGACAAUCGGAGGCGCGGUACGGAAGUUUCUCACGCUCAGAGCAUGCUCAGAACAGAACAGACCGUACUGAACGAGUGGAGCGCGUCGAGCGGGUCACCCGCCACGGAAAUGCUUCGCACUUCGUCUUAGGUGACGGCAGCACUAGUUACAAGCGGGAAUUUACUUCUCAUGUCCAUGGAACAUGCCCAGCAACCUUGAUCGACUCGAGUCGUACUCCUUUUAAACACACGCGUGAUUCUAGGGAACAUAAGUUUUACGCUACAAAAAUAACUCAGCAACAAUAAACUAUUGUUUUAACCUGAGCCGAGAAAAGGCUAAAAAUAUUUCAUUCCUUAUUUUAUGAAGCUUAUUAUAAUCCUGUUAAUGUUAUUAUUUUCUAUUCGCAAGCUAACUGCUAGUCUUAAUAAUUAUGAUUAACAUACUUUAUAUGUAUAAUAUGCAUAAUGUAAUUCUUAAUUUGUUAAUUUAACAAGUUUAUAUUUUAUUUUUGUCAAACAUUGCCAUGCAAUAAACUUUUAUAUUAUUAAU